AUGGCUUCUCAUCAACAAAGCCAGCUUCACUUUCUCUUGUUGCCCUUUCCGGCCUCAGGCCACUUGAUCCCAAUGACAGACAUUGGCAGACUGUUGGCACAACAAGGGAUCCUUGUCACCCUAGUCACCACCCCACAUAAUGCAGCACGUGUUGAAGCAGUCGUUACUCGAGCCGUAGAAUCCGGGCUCCAAAUCCGGUUAAUCCAACUGAAAUUUCCAAGUGAAGAAGCAGGAUUGCCUGAUGGUUGCGAGAACCCUGAAAUGCUACCUUCACAAGACCUGAUCUUGAAUUUUUUUGCAGCAACUGCCCUGCUUCAACAGCCGGUAGAGAAACUGUUUGAAGAGCUUAUCCCGAAGCCAAACUGCAUAAUCUCAGACAUGUGUCUUCCAUGGACAGCCAGCAUUGCCAGCAAGUUUCACAUUCCAAGGAUAUCUUUCAGUGGAACAUGCUGCUUCUGUCUCUUGUUCAUUCACAAUUUGCGCGUAUCCAAAGUUCUUGAGAAUGUGACAUCCGAAUCAGAGUACCUUGUUGUACCUGACUUGCCUGAUCAAAUUGAGAUAACGAAAGCCCAGGUUUCUGGGAGGCUGACAACAAGAGUGAAAGGUUUUACUGAGAAAGUGGCAGCAGCUGAGAUGGAGUCAUAUGGGAUGAUCGUUAAUACUUUUGAGGAAUUGGAGCCAGAAUAUGUUAAAGAAUACAGGAAUGCAAGAAAGAAUAAGUCUGGUGCAUUGGCCCUGCUUCACUAUGCAACAAAGAUGACUUGGACAAGGCACAAAGGGGUAACAAGGCCUCAAUUGAUGAACAUCACUGCUUGA
Prunus armeniaca (apricot) is the source of this 816-nucleotide messenger RNA. NCBI's taxonomy places the organism in Eukaryota, Viridiplantae, Streptophyta, Magnoliopsida, Rosales, Rosaceae. The record is from the annotation of a GenBank genome assembly.